UUCAGCUGCACUAGACGAAAAGAUCUGCCUGCAAUAUAAGUCUCUUUUGCAAAACCUUCCAGGGGAUUUAGCAGAAGCUUUUAUUCUUGAAGGUUAGUGGAUAAAGAUUUUUUUUUAGUACUCUUAAAACUAUCUUAUGUGAAAAACAGGGAAUAAAUAGGUUCCCUUUAUUUCUUUUACUGCUUGUUUGUCUUUUUAGUUUAUAUUAAAAAAAAAAACCCAAUCCUUGCUUUUUUUGGUCUCUAUUUUAUAAUUGACAAAGAGAAAAGAAGAAUAGAUAUCUUUGAAGGAAACUCUUCCAGUGAACAAAAUGAAAAGCCUCAACUCUGUGCCGUGUUCUUGAAUGGAUGCAAUUAAUAGACUGCUGGAGCACAGCUUCCAAGCCUCCUGACAGAGCCCCGUUCAGACCAUACCAUCGACACCACAGCUCACUCUGAUGGGUUGUUUUAUCUUCAACAGUGGAAAUGUGACUUUGCCUGGGAGGAACCCUUAUACUGUGCAGACCUCUGUGCCUCUAACAAUCCUGGUGGGUAUCCUUAUCCUGCUAACACUGUUUGGUAAUGUCAUGGUAGUAAUUGCUGUGAUGACAAGCCGUGUCCUGAGAGCACCUCAGAACUUAUUUUUAGUCUCUCUAGCAUGUGCAGACAUCCUGGUUGCCACUUUAGUGAUGCCAUUCUCUUUAGCGAAUGAACUGAUGGGUUAUUGGUUCUUUGGGAAGGUAUGGUGUGGAAUCUACCUGGCUUUGGAUGUUCUUUUCUGCACAUCAUCCAUUGUUCAUCUGUGUGCAAUAAGCCUGGACAGAUACUGGUCUGUCACACAAGCCAUUGAGUAUAACCUGAGAAGGACACCACUCAGGAUUAAAGGCAAAGUCUGCUUAGUUUGGAUACUGGCAGCUCUCAUUUCAUUUCCUCCGCUUAUCACAGCGAAAAAGGACAAAACAGACAGUCUUGAAUGUGACAUUAAUGGUGAGAAAUGGUACAUCAUAUUCUCCAGUUGUGCCUCCUUCUUUGUACCCUGUGUCAUUAUGAUUACGGUGUAUGUUAGAAUCUACCAGAUUGCCAAGAAAAGAACAAGAGCCCCACCUGGAGAAAGGCAAAGACACAAUGGGAACUCAGAAGACCCAAAGUUCGGUUUGGACACGCUGGAGAGAAAAGACAGAGAACAGAGGGAGGUGAGAGGAGAAGACGGUAAAGAGGCUAAUGAGCUUGAUGUGGAGGAAGAACCCUCCUCUUCCGAUGGGAAUGAAACAAUCCUAUGUUCACUUACAAAGAAGAAGGCUAUGAAAACAGCAAAAGUGACUCAGGUGAAUCCCGGAGAAAGCGCUUCAAAACCACAGCCGGAGUCCCGCGAGAGAGGGAGAAGGUGGAAAGGAAGGCAGUACAGAGAGAGGCGCUUUACAUUUGUUCUGGCUGUAGUCAUGGGAGUGUUUGUUCUCUGCUGGUUCCCCUUUUUUUUCACGUACACGCUCACCGCUGUGUGUGACAAGUGCUGUGUGCCAGAGACCCUGUUCAAAAUGUUCUUCUGGUUAGGUUACUGCAAUAGCUCACUAAACCCCGUCAUAUACACUGUAUUCAAUAAUGACUUCAGGAAAUCCUUUAAAAAGAUCCUUUGUAAAAGGGACAGAAGAGUGUAAUAAAUACUUUUAUGCAUUCAUUUCGAACAAUAAAGGGCAUUUGGUCAUACAUUUAUCUGUUAUUGUAACCUUUGAAAAUAUUAGACAAUAUUGAAUAUUUGAAAAAAGAAAAGGGCAUUUUUUCUGUUAUAUAUUAAUGUCUUAUUGAUACUAAGUGUUAGUUUUUGCGAUAUUAAAUCAUACUUAAAUCCAUGAUGUGCAUUUGCUACACAGCUCGUAUUAUAUUUGGACAACCUGUGAGUUAAAGCUUUGAUAUUGUGAAGUUGUAUCAAUGUUGAUGAUGCACAUUUUCUACAUGUGUCUGCUGGUAUACAGUAUUUAAACUGAUAUCCUGUGUUUGUUUUUAGCUUCAAAGUUAAUAGCUUGUAGAAGACAGCAGAAGCAUAUUGCAACAGAGUCUGCUCAACAUAUGCAAAAUUGUCCAUGUUGGUAAUACAAAGGCAGACAUUUGGCUUAGACGUUACCACAAUAAACAUGCCACGGCUUCAUCAACGUGACUGUUCAUGGAGUAGCUGAAGAAAAUGAUUACUAGUGAUAAUUAUACAUUACUGUAAAUCCACAAGAAUGUCAAAGGAGUCUAAAUAAGCAUAUAAGUAUUAUGUUUGAACCUUAGUGAUGCGCUCACACCAGGCUGAAGGAAUGCCACAUCGAUGCACAUAAGCUUCUCUGUCUAUGCCAAUUGAAUUAAAAACAUAAACACAUUUAAGAAAUGUAGAUAACUGUAAAUGCUACAAUAUUGCCAAUAAAAAAAUGCAUACUUUGUAUAGUGCAAUCAAUAGCAGGAAGUCAUAAUAACAAGUUGCACCCAAAGGACGCUAUCCCCACAGCACCAACUAUUCUCAAACAACAAAUGCAUGAACAAGACAAUUAUAUGAAGAGAAAAUGAUGCCUUGGAGGUACGGGUGGCAAAACAAUAUCUAAUUCAGUUCAUUGUGAAUUAUAGUCCUUCAUAUCAGGAUAUCAUUAAAUCCUUCCCCUGAGUCAAACACAAGUCAUGGAGCAAUAGAAAUAUGAUUGGCUCCUGCAAACACUGUGAAGUUAAUAUCCACACAUGCUUAUCAACGCGUUGUUAUCCUACUUGGUGUGUUAUCACCAUUCAUUGUCUUGUCGCUAUUUAACCACACUUUUCAGAACAGUAAAACCUUUAUUUAUAGUUCUAAUUCCAAGCCACUAUCAGCCUGUGAACCUGACAUAAAGUAAAUAAACCAUCCAUAAUUGUUUUAACUUAGCAAACAUUUCCACCCCCAGCCACCUCUCAUACAACAGAGUGAUUCCCAUGGCUUGUUCUUUGGGACUCUGGUGUUUUGAGAUUCCUGUGGUACACAUGUGUGGGUUCAGCCAUGUCUCAGAGUCUUAAAAUACAGCAUCCAUUAGGAAUGGCAAACUAUCGACCUGACUGUCGAAUGUUCCCACGAACAAUUUGUCAAAAGGAAUUAAAAAAAAAACACACUGUAAUGGAAGCUUUGUGGUAAUGAGGGUUUAUUCGAUAUAAAUCAGAAUUUCUAAAGGGUCUGCUAUAACAGCCCUAAUAAGAAUAGAUUAUCUUUUGAAACAUUUUGACAGGUAUCUGCUUGUAUUAGUAUUACAAAUAAACAUAAAAAACUAUUUAGUACUAUAAAGUAUUCAAAACAAAUAUUUCUACUGCUGCACAUCAGUAUGGUUUGAACGAUGAAACUGCAGUGAUUGCCGUCUGAAUUCAUCCUUUAAUUAAAAUAACAAUUCUGCUGCUAUGCUUGAGCAGCAGGAUGCAUAAAUUACAUUUUUAACAAACUCACCAAGCAACAGAGAAAUUAAAUGCCAAGAGGCCCAUAACAUUACUAGGCCAAAAGAUUAAUGCAAAAGUAGAAGUCGUGAAGUAUAACAAGAGUUAUAUGUAAAUCACAAAAAUACAGACAAAUGUUGACUGCGUCAAAUAUAGCUGGAUGUUUUUUCAAUGUGCUGUGGGACUGACGGUUGGUUAGAUAAAUAAGCACUUACAUUAGCUAAUCUCAGUGUAUGCACACAGAAGACCACUUGCACGGUCUGCAGAGAGAAUGAUUUAUUUCCCUCUCUACAGGCCACAGAGCACCGCGAUUUAUGCAUCUGACAUCCUUUAUAAGCUGCUUCUGGCGAAAGUUCUUACAACUUUCACGCAGCUCCCUGCUCAGCUUCCAUCAUUUUAUUCUAAUUUCUCCCCACUUACAACUCAAUAAGUGCUCUUUAAAGCUGCUGGCCAUGUAUCUCAAAGGGGUCUAACUUAGAGACAAUUAAAGAGCACUGAGAAAAGUGUGCAUCUUGGAUAAACAAGGACUGCCAAGGCAGGAUUGCACAGAGUCAGAGAAACAUCAAGGUCACACUAACAAGUUUAAAUCAUAGCUGGUGAUGAAUAGAGUGUUUUUAAUUGAAUGUUGGGUCAUUCAUUAUGGUUUGAGCACAAUGCAUCAUGCACACUGGGGCAUAUAAUACUUCCUCCCCCCUGAAUUGAUAAGGAUGCAAGACAAUCAAAUUAGAUUCUCUGGGAUGUAAGCAGCAGGAGCCUCCUGUUUAAUUUGCCUCAUGAUCUCACUGUGCUCACAUUGCAUCCAAAAUAAAUAUUUCAGUCCCUAGUUUUCUGAAUGUGUUUAAUAUUUUUAAGCAUAAUAUUUCUAGCUGUCUAAUUAUGCAGAAGAUGGCUGCAUUUUUCUUUGCGAGAAAUUAUAAAAUGAUAACCCAACAUAGUAGGAGGAAGAUCAAAAAUAUGGACGUUUCUGCAAUAGCUUUGCAGCCCAGUGUUUUCUGUUUUCCAAGACUGGUGUAAUUAGAGACUAUUUUUGAUCUCCAGAAGAAAACCCCAGGGAAAAGAGGACCUCAACGAGGAAUAAAGACAGCCAAAGUGCAUGGAUAAUGUGAAGUUGAAUAAAUAUUUCAAAUAUGGCAACAAAUCAAAGUUCAUUCUUUGGGUCGACCAGCACAGUCUUUACUAAUUCAUGCUUUACUUUAAUCAUAUUUACCUCCUGUUUGUAUUGAGCUGCAGCAGAAAAUUCCUGCUUAAUUAUUCAUCAAAACCAUCAGCAAAUUCAGUUAACGUGAGUUUAUUUCGCAGUACCUGAUGGUUAGAUUGUAGUUACACAAAAGAUACCUUAUGCAAGUGCUACUUGAAUGAGAAAUAUGAAAGCAGUCCUGCUUUUAGCAUUUAUCUAUUCAAUUCAAUUCAGUUUUAUUUAUACUGUGCCAAAAAACAACAACAGUUAUCUCAAGGUCAUUUAUAUUUUACAACAACACAAAGAAAACAGAGAAAACCCCAACAAUCAUGUGACCCCCUAUGAGCAAAUGAUUUGGCGACAGUGGGAAGUGCUCUUUAAAAGGACGAAACCUUCAAUAGAACCAGGCUCAAGAAGUGGCCCCUAUGUUAGCAUUUAUCUCUGCAUAAAUGCUAAAAGCAGAGUAUAGGUGAACACUUACUGCCAACACAAUAUGAUGAGUAGAACUGUAGUUAUACAGCAGUUUGUAAAUGAGUCACAUUUUUGGGUCAACUCUUUGUCUUUCUUGGAUAAUAAAGAGCAACUUAUUUUAUUUUAUGAACAACAUGUGCUUGAAAGUACACUCUGAAGGAACUCUUUGGGUAUGAGUACGUGUGUGUGAGAGAGGAUAAGAAGGGCAAAUUGAUGGAAAAGGUGAAAGAGUGAGCUUUUUAGGUCCUAUUAUUCUGACAAAUUUGUGACCUCAUAAAUGAGAAAUAAUUUAAUAAAAGUCUGAGUCUGAAAACAAGUUUGAUUCUUUUUGUCAAGUCAAGCUGCUCUGCCCGCUGGGAAAGUGCCAUCACCGUCUGCAGCACACCUUCAUUGAUACCGAGUGUAGCUCUUGCAAAUUUCCUACUCCGGAUAUCAUAAUUCUUCCUGAGGCAUCUUGUCCUGUCUGUAGUAUUGAUUGUAUUCAAUCCUUGUCCUCCGCCAGCACCAUCAUAUGCUCCCGGAUGAUGUCAUCAAACACACCCACAAACAUAUAAGUGAACUAUGCAAACACCAACUCCCGAUCAAGCUUGCAAUAAUUUCUGUCCUCAUCACUCAGACACCCAACAAUUAAUCUCUGAAUAUGCUUCCAGUUACCAUACACCAAUACACUGGCAUAACAAGGUGGAUAGAUAUGUGGCUUUAUAGGCAAAGUCUCAGUCUCUACCUCAUCUCUUUUUAAAAGGCUCUAAGACGACGAAGCAAACUGGCCACUUUAUUACUUACACCUUACCAGUACUUGACUGGACCCCCUUUUUGCCUUAAAUCAUUGUGGCACAGAUUCAGCAAGGUGUUGUAAAGAUUCCUCAGAAUAUUUGAGUUAAUUUUGAAAUUAGAGCAUUGGGCAGUUGCUACAAAUUUGCUAACUGGACAUCCAUGCUACAAAUUUCCCACAUAAUUUCCGCCACAUCCUAAAGCUACUCUUUUGGAGAUCUGGUGACAGUGGAGGCCAUUUGAGCAGUGUAAACAAAUUGUCAUGUUCAGGAAACCAGUCUAAGAUGAUAUGAGCAUUGUGACAUGAUGCAUUAUCCUGUUGGAAGCAGUCAUUAGAAAAUGAAUGCACUGUGGUCAUAAAGUGAUGGACAUUGUCACAAACAAUACGCAGAUAUUCUUUGGUGUCACUGACAAGGCAUUUUCACUCAGAAAACUAAAGCUCACUGGGAAUUUUGUCUUUCAGACAAUUCUCUGUGACCCUUAGAGAUGGUUGUGUUGGAAAAUCCCAGGAGAUCAACCUGUUUCUGAAACACUCAGCUCAGCCGUCUUGCAAUAUUCUCUGUUCAGUGUCACUUAAAUCACCCUUCUUCCCCAUCCUGAUGCUUGGUUUAAGUUUAAGAGUUGCUUGAUUUGCUACCUAGAUAAAGAGCCAUUGAGCGGGUGCACCUAAUUGUUUAGUCUAAGUAAGUAAUUUAGUGUAAAUUACAGUAUCUAAUUGUGAAAUAAAAACAUGACAACAUGCAGACAGAAUGAAGGCAAUAUCAGACAAUAAAAAUAAUUGCCAAGAAUCUCACUUAAUAUUUGAAGAUUAGGUCCAAGUUAAAUCCAGUUAAAUAUUAAUGUCAUUUACUAAAAAUAUUUUAAAGAUAAAGAAAGAAUAAAGCAAAAUUUAAUUCCAAUUAGCUGAAAUGUUUUUCCAGAUGCUUUUUUCAAAAUGUAACAUUUAUAUGAAAAAUAAUGAAUCUCUUCAACAGGAUGUUGGAGUGGUCCAUGCCUCGUCCAGUUAUGAAGAGCUGCUUUAAUCUGUCUAAAAAGAACAUCAUUGCUUUACUUUGACUGCUGCAUAACAACACGUUUGUAGUAAGUUAUUACCACUGCAGUAAUUUGUUAAUACCAUGUGACGUGGAAUCAAAUGAGCUAGUCUACUGGUCACAGAGUAACUCCUGAGGAUAUUGAGAUGAGUUUCAUUCUCAUUUCUCAAGCUUGGAAAAAUCUAGACUGUACACUAAGUAUCUCUUAGAUUCCAGAAAAGUGUUGAUAGCUGCUCUCCUUGAUGGCAACAGUGGAUCUCACAGGUAAGUCUACAAUAAACAGUUGUGUAGAGACUGUCUAUUGGCUUGCAACCUGAGUGGAACGAUGUGUUCCCUGUUUUUGUGCCACCAGGUAUUAUUGUUCAUGCACUAGUGAAAGGUUUUCUUAUACCACAAUUUAUUAAUACAUUUGCGGUCUAGUUAAUGCAAACAGGAAUUUGGCUUUCUUCUACCCGGAAAGCAGUCCGUCUGAUAGAAAUGGCAGAUUAUCUACACAGAUUAGUGAUAGGUUUCCAGACACAAAUUUCUGGUUUAAUCGAAUACCCAAAAUUGGGACUUUCUUCCUCGGCUCUUUUGUGAAUAUUCCUUAUAUCUGUCUGUACACAUUAGCUGAUAAAUCCAAUUUAUGCACUUUAAUUUGGAAAUAUGUUUGAACUGAGUUUGAGGUUUGAGAUAUUUUUCUGUACUUUUAGCUGACAUCUACAUCUAGUAGAGCUAAAUGUUAAAAAGAUAAAAAGUGGAACAUCGCGAGCACCACAAACUGAAGCACCACUCACUGCAUGCUUUUGCAAACUUCAUUUC
Molecule: messenger RNA, 7646 nt
Organism: Haplochromis burtoni (Burton's mouthbrooder)
Lineage: Eukaryota; Metazoa; Chordata; Actinopteri; Cichliformes; Cichlidae
Product: alpha-2A adrenergic receptor-like
Exons: 2
Coding region: 437-1633 (398 amino acids)
Biological process (GO): adenylate cyclase-activating adrenergic receptor signaling pathway
Cellular component (GO): membrane
Molecular function (GO): adrenergic receptor activity
Source: RefSeq, a predicted model, not a curated record